CCCUCUAUCGCCACUGACGCGCUGUGCUGCAUAGCAGCUGCGCGCUCUCACGUCCAGUGUUUGACAAAACCUUCUUGGUUUGACUGUGCGAGCAGAACGUGCGCGGCGGUAAUGGCUGCCAGGGAGAGUAAAGAAGACAACAAAUGAACCCCCGAGAAUCGACUCGAAGUGAGGACUAGGAUGGUAAGCAGCCAGCCGAAGUACGAACUCAUCCAGGAGGUGGGGCGUGGCAGUUACGGUGUGGUCUAUGAGGCAGUAGUGAAGCGUACAGGGGCAAGGGUGGCGGUGAAGAAGAUUCGCUGCCACUCUCCAGAAAAUGUCGAACUGGCCCUUCGGGAAUUCUGGGCCCUCAGCAGCAUCCAAAGCCAGCACCCGAAUGUCAUCCACCUGGAGGAGUGUAUCCUGCAGCGGGACCAGUUAGCCCAGAGGAUGAACCACGGUUCCAGUUCACCGCUCUACCUUGAGCUCGUGGAGACGUCUUUGAAGGGCGAGAUCACCUUCGACCCUUGCUGUGCCUACUAUUUGUGGUUUGUUAUGGACUUCUGUGACGGCGGCGACAUGAAUGCCUACUUGCUGUCUCGCAAACCUAGCCGCAAGACCAACACCAGCUUUAUGCUGCAGCUGGGCAGCGCCCUGGCUUUCCUGCACCGUAACCAGAUCAUACACCGUGACCUCAAACCAGACAACAUCCUCAUCUCCCAGGCCUGCACGCCAGCCGGCUCGUCCGAGCCCACCCUCAAAGUGGCUGACUUUGGCCUGAGCAAGGUCUGCUCUACAUCCGGGCUCAACCCCGAGGAGCCGGCCAGCGUCAACAAGUGCUUCCUGUCCACGGCUUGUGGGACGGACUUCUACAUGGCCCCGGAGGUCUGGGAGGGCCACUACACAGCCAAGGCAGAUAUCUUCGCCCUGGGGGUGAUUAUCUGGGCUAUGGUGGAGCGCAUCACCUUUGUGGAUGUGGAGACUCAGAAGGAGCUGCUGGGGAGCUACGUGCAGCAGGGCUCGGAGAUUGUGCCGUUAGGAGAGGCCCUGUUAGAAAACCCAAAGAUGGAGCUGCUGAUCCCUGCCCGGAAAAAGAGCAUGAACAGCCACAUGAAGCAGCUGAUCAGGGAGAUGCUGUCGGCCAACCCUCAGGAGCGGCCCGACGCCUUUGAACUGGAGCUCAGACUGGUCCGUAUCGCGUGCAGAGAGCUCGACUGGGACACGUGAUUGACGAGCAAACGUCGCCACAAACUCGGCCGCGAAGCACACGCAAACAUCUCAUCAGCUGCUGUUAACAAAGAUGGUCACAUAAUGGGGAGUUCCUGUUUUUUAACUAGGGAACAGUCAUUGGUUGUAAUAUUGAUGAUCCUUUACCCACUGUUCAAAGCACCCACGGUCUACGACUUUAUAUUGAAGGGGGGAGGUGUAACAUCUGCUGCUCCAAACUGCAGCCUAGUCUCAGGCUAAUCACAGCUUCCACUUCCUCAUUUCAUCUGUUAGUCAAGCAUGAUGGAAGAGCAACGUGACCCCAGAACUCCUGCUUUCAGGUAGAAAAGACAGUCAAAGCCUUUGUCUUCAAAUGCCACCCAAACCUCGGUGCUAAGUGUUACUAAAUGCAAUAUGAGACAUGAUCCUGUGAUUUCUUGUGUUUGUGCUCUUCACAUUCACCCAAAGGGCCAAUACUGCAUCCAGCCACCUCAUCGUGCUGAGUGUUGCUGUAAAGUUGUUUGUGGGUUUGACAGGACCUGACGUGAAACAGCGUUACAAUUCACAUGAAGAUUGGAAUCAAAUACAAACAAGCCCUGAAUGCUCAGGUAUUAAUCACGUACAGCUUGAUGGUGUUUGAAGACAAAAGCUCACUGUCAAGGGACGUUCUGCUUAUUGGUCGUGUAAGGGGAAAAUACCAAACUUUGGUGCUUACAUACUGGUAAUAUGGGUGGAGGACCUUUUUUUUUUAUCAGCAAGUGUCCAGCCAGCAGGGGCUUGUGGUUGGGGUUUCUCCCCUUUGCAAACUGUAAGAUAAGCUGGCCAGUCGCAGACACACCCCUGACCGGAUGAUCAGAAUGUAUAAUGAUGGAGGGCGGUCCCUGAUAUUUACAUAGAGCCUUAAACACAGAAAUACUUUUAGCCCCGAAGCACUUCAUCCAGUCAGUGAGGCACACAGCCUAAAGGAUCAUUCAGGUUUAUUACAUGUUUGUUCCAAUCUGUAGUUUUCACUGGAAGUCUGAACACUGUUCUCACCAAGGCCCCUUUAGACUGAAUUUCUGUCAUUUCAGGUAAUCUUUACAUUGGUCUGACUUUAGUCAGAUAAGAAAGACUGCUACAGAAAAGGGA
This is a messenger RNA of Oreochromis niloticus (Nile tilapia), 2313 nucleotides long. It is a transcript of the gene pdik1l, whose product is annotated as PDLIM1 interacting kinase 1 like. Gene Ontology annotation, molecular function: ATP binding; protein kinase activity. Gene Ontology annotation, cellular component: nucleus; cytoplasm. Gene Ontology annotation, biological process: negative regulation of G2/MI transition of meiotic cell cycle; protein phosphorylation. The coding region runs from base 181 to 1206 and encodes 341 amino acids. The record is from RefSeq and is a predicted model, not a curated record. NCBI's taxonomy places the organism in Eukaryota, Metazoa, Chordata, Actinopteri, Cichliformes, Cichlidae. The transcript is spliced from 3 exons.